AAAAUAUAUCAGAAGUGUAACAUUGAUAGUUCAGCAAGAGAAUAUAGAAAUAUCUUGCAAAACAGGAAAUAAAUUGAAGCAGAAAUUGCAAGCAAUAUCAGAACGAAUUGCUAAGUCGACAGCAUGGGGUCAAUUCCACAGCUUUCUAUCGUGAAAGGGAAACAUUCGCAGUUAUAUCCGCGAUUGUUGCAUAAAAUUUUUGAAGAAAGGGUGGACAAAAUAUGUGGAGAUAAGACAGCUUUGAUAUUCCGUGAGAAUGAUGCUGAUGAACAGAAGACAAAUUACAACACAUUGAACUCAUCUGCUAAUAGAAUUGCGUCAGCUUUAUUAAACAAGAUUAAAUUGAAGAAUCUUCAAGCAAAUAGUGAUGGCGAUUGGAUAAUUGCAGUGUGUAUGAAACCAUCAGAUAACUUAGUGACAACAUUGCUUGCUAUUUGGAAGUGUGGAGCUGCAUAUUUGCCGUUGGAUGUCACUUUUCCAGCCAAUCGCAUUACUCACAUUUUAAAUGAAUCCAAACCAGUUCUAAUCAUUCAUGAUGACGACUUCGAUCGAACAGACGUCUUUGAUGCAAAUUUCAAUCCUAUUAAUUAUAAUGAACUAAAAGAAGAAUCAAAGACAUUCAGCAAUGCAAAUAUUGAAGAACAAUUAACAUUAACUGGUGGCGUGACAGACAUCGCAAUCGUGCUUUAUACGUCUGGCUCGACAGGGGUUCCCAAAGGUGUCCGAUUACGUCACUCAAUAAUACAAAAUCGUUUAGAAUGGCAGUGGAAAACAUUCCCUUACUCAAAAACGGAAAUUUACGGUGUUUUUAAAACGGCCUUGACCUUUGUCGAUUCCGUUACAGAGAUUUGGGGACCUUUACUCAACGACAUGGCCUUGGUUUUAGUUCCGAAAGAAAUCACAAAAAAUCCUUCUAAACUUGUUGAAAUCCUUGAAGAAUUUAGAAUUGAGCGAUUGGUUUUAGUGCCAACACUUUUACGAUCGCUUUUAUUAUUUUUACCUUUACAAGAAAACAGUGGAAAGUUGCUUUUUAAUCUCAAGACAUGGGUUUGUUCCGGUGAACCUUUGUCACUUCAACUUGCUAAAGAAUUCUUUGAUUAUUUUGAAGAAGGGCGACAUGUGUUGUGCAAUUUUUAUGGCUCAACGGAGGUCAUGGGUGACGUCACUUAUUACGUAUGCGAAUCGAAAAAUCAAUUGGAUGCGAUUAGUCGCGUGCCAAUUGGCUAUGCUUUGGACAACACGAUAAUUUAUCUGCUUGAUUCUGAUUUUCGUCCGGUGAAAAGCGAGGAAAUUGGCGAAUUGUAUGUUUCUGGUGGGAAUCUCGCGUCAGGAUAUGUGAAUGGAAGAGAUCCUGAGCGAUUUAUUGACAAUCCACUUGCUGUCGAUCCAAUUUAUUCAAAAAUUUAUAAAACAGGAGAUUUUGCAUCGCUUAUCAAAGGAGUGAUUUAUUACGAAGGUAGAACUGACAGUCAGAUUAAAAUCAGAGGACAUCGUGUUGAUUUGACAGAAAUUGAAAAGAGUUUAACGAGUUUGGAUUAUGUUGACAAAGGUGUCGUUCUUUGCUAUCAUGCCGGUGAAAUUGAUCAAGCUCUCGUAGCUUUUUGUGUUGUAAAAGGCGACAACAUGAAUAAAUACAUCGCCAAGACAAGCACACAGAUUGAAAAUGACCUUAAAUUACGAUUGGCGAGUUAUAUGGUGCCGCAAGUUGUUGUCUUAGAUUCCAUUCCGCUUCUUGUUAAUGGCAAAAUUGAUCGACAAAUGCUACUGAAAAUGUAUGAAAACACGAAUAAUAAUGAUGAUGCGGAAAUAGAAUUCGAAAUGGAUUUUGAGGGUGUCGACGAAAAAAAUCUUGACAAGGUCAAAGUUUUAUUUGAAACUGUUGGCGAUUCAAUUGGUCGUUCAAUUCGAUCGAAGUUGUCAAUAAAUGCAAACUUUUACGAACUUGGUGGCAAUAGUUUGAACUCAAUUUAUACUAUUGCGGAGUUGCGCAAAAAAGGUUUCUUCAUAUCAAUUACAGAUUUCAUUACAGCACCAACACUUGGAAUAAUUGUUGAAUGCCUCAAGACAUCGAGCGAUGGCGAAUGUAACUUGUCGUCAAGUAACUUGCAUGUACAAUGCGACUUACAACUAACGUGCUUACCGUUAGCUAAUGAACAUAAAGAAGACACAAUUGAAAUCAUUACAGCGAGUUUUUAUGAAAAAGCUGACAUCGAACAAUUCAUUAAAAAUGACAUUUUGAGAACAGAUUAUGCAGACAUUCUUGAAGCUAUUUGGGAUGUGCUUGUGGCUAAAGAACUGAGUUUUAUGAUCAAAGAUUCAAAUGGAAGAAGUGUUGGUGUUGCUCUCAACUUUGAUGCACGUGACGAACCAGAAGUUGAAGUUCAUUCAAAGUUAAUCGUGAUUUUUGAAUUUUUAGAAUUCGUCGAAGGUCCAAUAAGAGAUAAUCAACUUCCCGAAGGUCUCAACCAAAUACUUCAUUCAUUCAUGAUGACAACAAGUGCUGAUCUCAAUGCAAAAGAAAACAUCGCAGUCAUGCAUUUCAUGGAAAGCGAAGUGUUAAAGCUUGCGAAAAAGAAAAAGUUCGCUGGAAUCUUCACAACAAACACAUCGCCUCUCACUCAACAGUUGGGAUCGAAUGUUUAUGGAUAUAAAUCAAUGCUUGAAUAUCCUAUAAAUCAAUAUGUUUAUCGUGAUGGAACGAAACCUUUUGGGAAAGCACCCGAUACAAAAAACGUGAUUGUUCAUUGGAAAGAUAUUCGGAAUGAAUAAAUUAUCGUGAAGUGUUCAGAGUUAGUUAUGUAGGUUUCAUGUUAGAGGUUAUUUAAGAAAACGAAAGGAAAAAUCAAUUUGACUUUCUUCAUUUCAAUCACAAUAUAAAGCUAAAUCACUGCAAUAAAUAAUAAAAGAAAAUAUUUACGAAUAUAUUUUGACGAUAUCAUAACGCGAGUGCUUUGCGAGAGUUGAUUUAUCAAUUAUUUAGCUUAGAGAUUAUUACUCACGAAGGUUUGAAAGCUUUUAAAUUAUAUCUAUGCUACAUUAUCGCAGUUUUCUGUUUUGACAACAUAAAUCAGCAUUUCAUGUAUGACAAAAGAUUUGUUAAAUCCAACAAUGUAUUCUUGCUUUAGCAACAAUAAAAUUAUUCCCCAUG
Molecule: messenger RNA, 3148 nt
Organism: Clunio marinus
Lineage: Eukaryota; Metazoa; Arthropoda; Insecta; Diptera; Chironomidae
Source: the annotation of a GenBank genome assembly